GUAUAAUAUCCCUGUUCAACGCUAGGAAGUAUGUUUAUUACAUUAUAAAACGAGACAUGAGGACAUUUAUGUGUUUGUGCUUCUUGACACUUCUCAAGACAUAUGCAGCACAAAUUCACAUGUCUGCCAAUGUGUUUGUGAACGAAAACGAUUCUGUACCAGUCACCUGUAAUACCACAGAACCUGCAUUUAUUGUAGAAUUUUACAUCAGCAACUUGAAAUAUGCGACAAUAUUUCCAAAGAGCGAUUGUAAAGUCCUCUAUGCUAAUGUAACCUGCAUAUGCGAAAGCAUUACAGUUAUAACUUGCAUGACAUUGAUCCUGAAAAGAAACGACCAUGGAAACAAUGUAACAUUUCUUGCUCAAUAUGGAAGUAGGAGCGUUAUAUCGUCCGUCGUUAUACACGUGAUAGACAUGAAUCAAUCCAACAGCAAUGUUUCACAAGAGCAUGCACGAUACGAAGACCUAAACAUGUUGAGGUGCACACCAAAUGGCGAAUAUACAGAUUUGGGGUUCAACACAAAAGACAACAUCAAAGAAAGGACUUCUUCAUCUGAAAACAAUCAAUAUGAAAAUCUGACACUUAACUCGACGAAAAGAAAUGAACAGGAGUUAGCUCUCUAUACAAUUGACGUUUAAAUCGAGAAUAAUACCAGUGCAUGACUAAGUACUGAUCAAAUGCAAUUGUAUUGUUUAUUUAUAAAAUUCCUCUUCUUGUUUGUGUCUAUAUAGUCGUUUGGCUUCUAGAUAGUUUUAAAAUAUGAUGACAAAGUUUACGAGUAUUGGUUACGGUGGUGAGAACUUUCUUUGACCAUCAUUUUCAAUCAGCAUUCACUUUUUGCAUGUAUUUUGAGGUUGAUGAAAAUGUAAGCAUUAUUAUCAUCAUACCUUUUUCUGUUAUACAAUUGUAAUAUUUUACUUAUUAUAAAGCAGAAUAAUUAAAUUUUAUUGAAACGAAUUUAAAGUAAAAAUCAAAUGAAAUUUCCGAUUAGAUAAAAUGUCGUGUUGUUUCUAAU
Messenger RNA from Mya arenaria, 1015 nucleotides. RefSeq lists its product as uncharacterized. Bases 57 to 638 code for a protein of 193 amino acids. The record is from RefSeq and is a predicted model, not a curated record. Lineage: Eukaryota; Metazoa; Mollusca; Bivalvia; Myida; Myidae. The transcript is spliced from 5 exons.